AUGGCAUCAUCAAGUCAACUCCAAUUUGAUGAUCUUGAUUCAGAUCCUACCCUCAUCAAUGACGAUCUCCGCCCGACGAAUUCCGAUCAACGGACGUUUUCCGGGCUGGAAAUGGCCAGUUUGUGGGUGGGACUUGUGGUAGGUGUGCCAUCAUAUUAUCUUGCUGGUAGCCUAGUUGACCUUGGUAUGUCAUGGUGGCAAGGAAUUGCCACUGUUGUUGUUGCCAACAUAAUCUUGUUAUUCCCAUUAGUCCUCACUGGACACCCCGGAACACGGUACGGGAUACCGUUCCCGGUCUUGGCUCGAUCGUCGUUCGGUAUUCGAGGUGCACAUAUUCCAACUCUCUUAAGGGCAUUGGUGGGUUGUGGCUGGUAUGGAAUUGAAACAUGGAUUGGAGGUGAAGCAAUUUUUCUUCUAUUGCCAAAAGCCAUUAAAGAAUCUUUAGUUUCUCGACCUGUUUCCUGGCUUGGUACUUCCCCUCUUGAAUUUGCUUGUUUUAUUACAUUUUGGGUAGCCCAAUUGGGAAUUGUGUGGAAAGGAAUGGAUGGAAUCCGUGAACUAGAAAAAUACUCUGCCCCAAUUCUUAUUUUUCUCACAUCUUGUCUUCUUAUUUGGUCCUAUGUUAAGGCUGGAGGAUUCAGUCACAUGCUAUCUUUAUCUUCAAGACUAUCAUCUUCAGAAUUUUGGUCACUUUUUUUCCCUUCAUUGACAGCGAAUAUAAGUUUUUGGGCUACUCUUGCACUUAACAUACCGGAUUUUACCCGGUAUGCCAAGAGCCAAAGGGAUCAAAUUAUAGGCCAAUCCGGGCUUCCAAUCUUUAUGGGCGCGUUCACUUUUGUUGGCCUAGCGGUGACCUCGUCCACCAAAGUUAUAUUUGGGAAUGUGAUUUCCAAUCCGAUUCAACUUUUGGGCCAAAUUGGUGGGGUUUUCACGAAGAUUCUUUCUAUUUUUGGUAUAAGUCUUGCCAUAGUUACAACUAAUAUUGCAGCAAAUGUUGUGGCUCCAGCCAAUGCACUAGUCAAUCUUAGCCCUUCAUACUUCACUUUUCGUAAAGGUGCACUCUUAACGGCGUUGCUCGGGAUAGCUUUUCAGCCCUGGAGGCUUCUUCAGUCCAGCGAAAGCUUCGUUUACACGUGGCUAGUUGGAUAUUCCGCGUUGUUGGGACCAAUCGGGAGCAUUAUUUUAGUAGAUUACUAUCUGAUUCGACGCGCGAAUUUAAGCAUUAAGGACUUGUACUCGUUGAAUCCUGGAGGGGCUUACUAUUAUUCUGGUGGAUACAAUUUGGCUGCAAUUGGGGCAUUGAUCAUAGGGAUUUUGCCAGUAAUUCCAGGCUUCUUGCAAAAAGUUGGAAUUUUGAGUAGAGUCCCAAACGCAUAUACCAUUAUAUACAAUAAUGCUUGGUUCUUUAGCUUCUUCUCAGCAGGGAUUCUUUACUGGAUAAUUUCGUCUUUCAAAGGCAACCAGAAUAGUCAUCAGCUCAAAGAUCCCCUUUUACCUAACAUACCUUAG
Messenger RNA from Fraxinus pennsylvanica, 1509 nucleotides. The record is from the annotation of a GenBank genome assembly. Lineage: Eukaryota; Viridiplantae; Streptophyta; Magnoliopsida; Lamiales; Oleaceae.